Nicotiana tabacum (common tobacco) is the source of this 1419-nucleotide messenger RNA. Its product is annotated as chitinase-like protein 1. The record is from RefSeq and is a predicted model, not a curated record. Gene Ontology annotation, molecular function: chitinase activity. Gene Ontology annotation, biological process: chitin catabolic process; cell wall macromolecule catabolic process; carbohydrate metabolic process. Lineage: Eukaryota; Viridiplantae; Streptophyta; Magnoliopsida; Solanales; Solanaceae.
AUUUAUUGUCCCUUUUCUUGAAAAAGAUACUCCAUCUACCUUGCAUUGUUUUGUACCCAAAGAAAAAAUAAUUCACACAAAAUUGAAAUUGAAUCAAUACCCAUUUCUCAAAAAUCAAUUCUUGAUUCUCAAAAAGAAUAAUGGGGAUCUUGACAAUGAAGAUUUUAUGUUUGUUGCUACUAAUUUCAAUCUCGAUUAUUGGUUGUGUGAAUGGAGAUGAGAAUGAGUCAUUUAAGAAACGACCAACAAUAGUGAAAAUGGUGAAGGGGACGAAGAUGUGUGUGAAGGAUUGGGAGUGUAACAAAUUGUCAAAAUUCUGUUGUAAUUUGACAAUAACUGAUUAUUUGGACGUAGACCAAUUUGAGCUGCUUUUCGCAAAGAGGAACACACCUGUGGCUCAUGCUGUUGGGUUUUGGGAUUACAGCUCUUUCAUCAAUGCUGCAGCACUUUACCAGCCUCUUGGAUUUGGUACCACUGGUGGUAAGAGAAUGCAGAUGAAGGAAAUUGCUGCUUUCUUUGGCCAUGUUGGUAGCAAAACUACUUGUGGUUAUGGAGUCGCCACUGGUGGACCAUUGGCUUGGGGUCUGUGCUAUAACAAGGAAAUGAGUCCGAGCCAAGAUUACUGUGAUGAAUACUUCAAAUUAACCUACCCAUGCACUCCUGGAGCUCAAUAUUAUGGUCGUGGUGCCUUGCCUAUCUACUGGAACUACAAUUAUGGAGCUAUUGGUGAAGCCCUCAAGCUAAAUCUGUUAGAUCAUCCUGAAUACAUUGAACAAAAUGCUACCAUGGCUUUCCAGGCUGCAAUUUGGAGGUGGAUGAACCCAAUGAAAAAGGGUCAGCCUUCAGCUCAUGAUGCCUUUGUUGGGAAUUGGAAACCCACGAAGAAUGAUACUUUGUCUAAACGACUUCCUGGUUUUGGCACGACCAUGAACAUUCUCUACGGUGAUAGUGUUUGUGGUCAAGGUGAUGUUGACGGCAUGAACAACAUCAUCUCCCAUUUCCAGUAUUAUCUUGACUUGAUGGGUGUUGGUCGCGAGGAAGCAGGGCCUCACGAAGUACUCACCUGCGGAGAUCAAAAAGCUUUUAACCCAUCCGCUGCACCUGCUGCUGCUUCUUGAGACUUAUUGUUGGAUUUGUGAGCAUGCCUUCCUACUUUAGCCUGAAAGAAGCAUACAAUAAUUGGAGUGAUAUUGUGAACUGUGUGAUGCUGAAACAGAUUGGGAAUCGUAAUGUGUACAAGGAUGUUGCCUUUCUUGUUGUCUAUCAUGUAAUUUUUUGGAAUUCAUUUUUUUUUUUUACGUUUAUGCAUUGUGUAGUUGAACAGGUUUGAUAAAUAUAUAUAUCUAUGUACUGUGAAGUCUAUGCCUCUAGACUGUAAUUUGUACAAGUUGAAAUUCUACUACCCUAUUGCAUUUCGUC